Molecule: messenger RNA, 4494 nt
Organism: Letharia lupina
Lineage: Eukaryota; Fungi; Ascomycota; Lecanoromycetes; Lecanorales; Parmeliaceae
Exons: 7
Coding region: 1-4494 (1497 amino acids)
Biological process (GO): protein phosphorylation
Molecular function (GO): protein kinase activity; protein binding; ATP binding
Source: RefSeq, a predicted model, not a curated record
AUGUCAAAUUUAGAUUCAGACCGAACGGGAUUCGCAACUCUUUGCAGUCCUAAGGACGCUCUCGUAGACAUUGUGUUUGUACAUGGCUUGAGGGGGGAUAGGAAAGAGACGUGGACGGAAGGAACGACAUUAUGGCCCGAAAGCUUACUGCCAGAGAAAAUCCCACGAGCUCGGAUCCUGACUUUCGGUUACGACGCCGACAUCUACCAUUUCUGGUCAAUGCCCGCCUCGGCCAACACCAUCAAGAACCAUGCAGAUAGCCUGACGGCCGGCCUCAUCGGCCUCAGACACGAGGAGGAACAAACAGCUGCACGCCCGAUCAUAUUCGUGGCCCACAGCCUCGGUGGCCUAGUCUGCGCAGCGGCAUUGAUGGCCAAGACGAAGCAGGCUCUAUCAAACGCGGAAGACUGCCUACAACAACCCCACACAAAGUCUAUAUCAGACUGUACAAGGCGCAUCGCCUUUCUUGGAACACCUCAUCAAGGUUCAAACAAAGCACAGUGGGCCGAAUCAGGAAAGAAUUUUCUCUCUCUCUUUUCGAGGAAAACCACUGGAGGCGUCCUCAAGGAAUUGGAGCAGGGUUCCGAUACGCUGGUGAAGCUUGGGGUUGCAUUUCCAACAUGGCUCUCCCAUCGUGCGGGAAAGCCGAAGACUAAGGUCGAGAUCGUUUGUUUCUUUGAAGAGCUCAGCUCAAGCGUUGGCGGCACAUCUAUUGGCAAGAUCGUACCUGAAGAAUCAGCCAGGUUGCUAGACUAUCCGACACUCUCAAUACACGCCGACCAUUGCGGCAUGUGCAAAUUCAGGGACGAAAAAGAUGGGAACUAUCGGACCGUAGCCGAGGUUCUGGCGAGGUGGGCAAAGGAAUUGAAGGAAGAGACCAAAGAGGAAGAGACUGAAACCGUUGGUCCAACUUCAGUCCUCCAGGAGACCGAGACUGAAUCUGAUUCUAGUCUGGAGGAAUCGUCUCGAACAGCAAAUUCGGAGACAACAACCAAGGGCAACAGUUUGGAGUCUACGAGUCGAAAGGCUCAACGAACUUUGCCAGCGCUCUUAACCGCCCUCGCGUUCGCACUGAGGAUGUCGUCAAGCGAGGAUGUGCUCGAAGGUUUCGCGUCUCUUCCUACGGGACCAGUGCCAUACAAAGCAUUUUUAAGCGACCUCUCGGAAACGAGUCCAGCUUUACGGACUUUUCAGUCAUUGUCGUUGGGGCCAGAACCGAGUCUUGACAGGUCCAUUGCAAUAUCGAAAUUUUCUCUUUUGUUGAGCACUCUGAGAGUCCCUGGCCCUUGCGAUUUGCUCCAUGGGAAUUCGCCUCUCGGCUCUGGGGCCCAAUUCGCCGUAGUAAAGCAAGAAGUCAACGGACUCGCCGACUCGAAAACCCCGGCCGCAGCUUUGAAUAACAGUGUAGAAAUCGCUGCCAUCAAAACACCAAAAUUUAUUCUUGAUGGCCAAACAAAGCUGGAUAUCUCAAGCCCUGAAGUGAGCCGGCAAGUCCGCAAUAUGAUAAUCGAGAUCACCGCACUCUGUCAUCCAAGACUACGGGUCCACCGAAACAUUGUUGACCUCCUAGGAUGGGGCACGAAUGCUGAGACUUGGCAUGAAGUUCCUUUCCUGGCGUUGGAAUUGGCGAACAAUACACUAGCUGCCUUUCUUCGCGAGUCAAGAUCUUACCCCGUCGCGCUCAGGCAUCACAUAUCCCUUGAUAUUGGUUGCGGACUGGAUGCUGUGCACGAGAUAGAGCUCAUUCAUGGAGAUCUUAAACCCGAGAACGUGCUAAUGUUCUACAAAGCUGGGUACUGGGUGGCUAAACUUGCUGACUUUGGUGGUGGUGCCGAUGCAGGUCAAGAUGGUAUCUUUGAAGGUAGAGGAACCGUCGGUUGGAGAGCUCCUGAGUUCCAGCAGUUUUCCGACCAUGGAAAGCCCCUUGACCGAUCCCUUCUAGACAGAAUUGAUAGUUAUUCUUAUGGUUUGAUGCUUUGGAGCUUGUUCCUAAGAGAGAGUGGUUCGCCUCCUUGUACUGAAAGUGUCGAUGCGGAGAUCGUUGCGCUUUCAGAAUUAGAGAGUGACCCUUCAUUUUUGCCUGUGUCCCUACACUUGGCACUAAAGACAUCGUUCUCUUUGUUGCUGAAGCAGAGCCCACGAACAAGGGCCGGAAGAGUGGGGCAUUUGCUGGACGAUGGUAGCCGGGUAUACUCUGAGUGGGUGGGACUCCAAGGUUCCAGGAGUGGCGCCUCUUUCCCGGAUGAUGUGGCUGAUGACUUGACUGAAGGGUAUGAUAUUCGGUAUGACUGGGAGGUUCCGGAGAUCAGCAUGCACAAUGCGAAAGCCAUCCGAUCAGCGUUUUCAAGAAAUGCGCCUCUGAGCGCAGAGAUACUAUGUGCUCUAUUUAUGAAGUAUACGGGGCCCGAGCGUCGCUUUCAUCAGGAGGACGGCCAGAUCAGGGAUCUUAUACUCGACCUCCUCUACGCUGGUGCCCAAAAAGGUAGCCAGCCUUUACGAGCACUAAUUUAUGUUGUCCAUGAGCACUUCCAGAUUUUACCUAGAGCUGAUGUAACCAAGGUAAAGCUCCUUUGGAUGUCUGAGGCUGUUGCAGGCGGAGCUUUCUUUCUUCGAAACGCGCUCCAGCACUUGGACAGUAGCCUCCUAGAAACAUCCAUCCGAAGGUUCCACGAUUACGGAGGGUAUAAUCAAUUCUACGCAGCAUUGAAUCGAGAAACCAUAUCACACAUCCUUGGGCACACUUCACUAGAGAAUGUGGUGAAUCUCAAUAGACAGGCGCCACUUAAUGCACGGGGCGACAAGCUUCUGCACAUCCUGUCUUCUGUCACUGCAUCUGAAGGACUUAAAGAAAUCCUCAAGCUUAUAGAUCCGCGAGAGGUGAAUGCAUUGAACGACUGCGGGGAGACAGCUUUGUAUCGUGCAUGCAUGGCAGGAGAGACUUCAAAUGUCCUACUGUUGCUUUCCCAGGAUGCCGAUCCUUCGAUCAUACCCUCACAUCGUGGCCCGACCUGCUUGCACUGGCUAUUUCAUUUCAAUCCUCCAGACAUUGACACUAUCGCGAGAGAGCUUAUCAGUCACGGAGCCCCCAUCGACUCAAGUUCCGAGCAGAAGGUCCCAACGCUCCAUUACCCCUUCACUUUGCCUGUGGGGACUCCGCUCCAUUGGGCGGUUGAAAUGUCGGCAGCGGAAGCCACCCAAUCUCUUCUUCGCCAAGGAGCAAUUUCAUCGUUUCGUGAUGGCAGUGAUCCGUACGCUUACGACGAGAAUGUUCGGCAUCUAGAUAUGUCACUUCCUCCAGACUGGGUCCGUUAUUCAGCACCCAAAAAUACUACCCUAGGCUUCAGUGCAAUUGAUGUGGCAGUGAAGAACCGAGAUCCCGAGAUUCUAGAUAUGCUUCUUUCCAAUGAUUCCAGUGUUGAUCCAAAUGAUACCGACGAAGAAGGGUAUAGCGCCUUGCACCGCUUGGACGCAGGCGAGUGGCGAUAUACAAUCCAUGGAAGCGCUGUAUGGUGCCCAUUAUUUCAAGGGCCCACAGCAGCCCGGGCAGACUCGUUGAGAAAAACUGUGGAUGUCCUUCUCCAACAUGGCUUUCAGCUCGAUAAGUUGACGAAACCAAAAACAUCCACGACAAGCGGGCUCGGUUUUUCCGAUCAGACCGCACUCAUGGUUGCCGUGGCCAAACGGAACACCGAAACCAUCAAAACGCUCCUUGAUGCUGGAGCCGAUGUCAAUGUUGCGAGUACUGAAGGGGAGACCGCUCUGCUGUCGUUCACAGACGACUACUUGUAUGAUGAAGCACAGCAGUCCAAGGUUGUGUCGCUGCUGCUUGGCGCGAAUGCGAACCUUCACGCACGUGACAGUCGGCAUAACACGCCUUUCCUGCGAGCAGCAUCGAUUGGCCUGCUCGGAGUAGCCACAGCAUUGCUCAACCAUGGCGCCGACUUAAGAGAUCGUAAAAAGAACACAACUUCCAAUCACUAUGGAUUGACAGCUUUCGCCCUUCUAGCUAGGUGUCCCUUGCAACGAGCCCCGGAGCACGACGAAUGGUUUCUAUCACAGCUGACUUUGCAUAUCUUGCCACGCCUAGCUCAGCCCGAGGGUUUAGAAAUACGCAACGAGCUCCUGGAGCAAGCGGACCUUGAUGGGGGAACACUGCUUCAUUAUACAGCAAAGGAAGGGCUCGUUCGAAGCUGCGCAAUUCUAGUUGAAGCUAAAGUUAACGUUAAUGGCCUUCGUCGACGUGAGAAGUUUAGACGUGGAGGGACAGUCAUUAGCUAUCGCACCCCAUUGGACGAGUCGCUAAAAAGUGAAACAUAUCGCCGAUCCUGGCCACCGGGUCCAUUCUCUGAGCAAGGCAAUGACAUCGCGAACCUUCUCAAGGGUGCUGGGGGUGUGCAGUCGAAACAUCUCAUUGCAAAGGCAUUCAUCGCCCCUCAACAGCAAGGCUCGACGGGUCAAGGGAAACCGCAAAGUCCGACCCAUGAAACGGCGUGA